UUUUUAUCUUCCUUGAAGCUCUUAUACUCCCAUUUCCACUUUCGCUUUCUAGCUGCUUCAUUGUAGACUGUCACUUUUUUCCACACACCAAAUUUGAUUUUUCAAACUUCCACCCCCCUAUAUAAGAGAAAGUAUAUAUUGCCUAUUACGUGCAUUAAUUUCUCUAGGUCUUCUUUGGAAUAUAUAUAACUUCAAACAGAAAGAGAGACACAGACAUCAGAGUCUUGAAGCUUUGGUGUUUGCAUUUAGAGGUUGACCAUUUUUCAUACCACACGUUAAAGAAAAAGUCUACUGCUGAAUGGGUCUUUCUCUUUCACUGCUCUUAUCUGCUUGGGAUGAUAUCCUCUCUCUCAUGUUCUUUGGUUCAACAAACGCCAUUGAAAAGGUUGCGAAGAGUUCUAUAAGCUUGGGAAGUACAGAGAAAGAAACAAAUAGCUGCAAGAAACAAGAUUUGAAAGAAAUGGUGGUAGAGAGGUCAUUGAGCUUCAAGAACUGGGAUGCUUCCAAGGAUAAAAAAGCAUCCGAUUCCUCAAAAAAAUUGGUUAAAGUUCAAGAAACAAUUCGUAUAACAAAACCCUCAAUAUUGAUUCCUGAACCAUUUUUGUUCUUUUCUCCAAGACCUAUUAAUGAGCUUGAUGCUGCCGCAACUAGAGUUCAAAAAGUAUAUAGGAGUUACAGAACAAGAAGGAAUCUUGCAGAUUGCGCUGUUGUGGUUGAGGAACUCUGGUGGAAGGCAUUGGAAUUUGCUGCUCUGAGAAGGAGUUCAGUGUCUUUUUUCAAUAUUGAGAAACAUGAAACUGCUGUGUCCAAGUGGACACGAGCUACCACAAGGGCUGCCAAGGUUGGGAAGGGUUUGUCCAAGGAUGAGAAGGCUCAAAAAUUAGCUCUACAACACUGGCUUGAAGCUAUCGAUCCACGCCAUCGUUAUGGACACAAUUUACAUUUGUACUAUGAUAUCUGGUGUGAUAGCAAGAGCCGUCAACCUUUCUUUUACUGGUUGGAUAUUGGAGAUGGUAAAGAAAUAAACAUUGAGAAAUGUCAAAGAAAUGUUCUACAACGCCAAUGCAUCAAAUAUCUCGGACCAAAAGAAAGGGAUACAUAUGAAGUGAUUGUGGUGGAUGGCAAGCUUGCGUAUCGCCAGGCUGAGACUCUUAUUAAUACAACUGAGGGUUCCAAGUGGAUUUUUGUGCUGAGCACAUCAAAAGCAUUGUAUGUAGGACAGAAAAAGAAAGGUGCUUUUCAACACUCAAGUUUCCUAUCUGGAGGUGCUACAAUAGCUGCUGGUAGAUUGGUGGCUCAUGAUGGGGUUGUCGAGGCAAUAUGGCCAUACAGUGGUCACUAUCUCCCAACUGAGGACAACUUCAAAGAAUUCAUCAGUUUCCUUGAGGAGCAUAACGUGGACUUAGCAAAUGUUAAGAGAUGUGCAGUGGAUGAUGAUGAUGCUUCAUUUCAGGUUGCUGGUGAGUAUUCAAAGCAUGAAGAGAAGAAGGGUGACCAAGACAUAAAAGUUGUUGAGGUAGAUGGGUCAAGUAACUUCACAAGCAAUCAUGAAGAAGAAAGUGUAGGUGGUCAAGCAGCCAAAAUGGAAGCACCACCGGUAGUAUUUGAUAUGACGAAGAGGUUGUCAUGCAAGUGGACUAGUGGCGUCGGACCCAGAAUUGGGUGCGUGAGGGACUAUCCACAAGAGCUGCAAGCUAGGGCACUUGAGCAAGUCAAUUUAUCACCUAGGGUUGGUCCAGCCCACUUGGGGAGCUGUCUUCCAAUCCAUUCGCCAAGGCCUAGUCCAAAGCUUCGAGUGUCACCUAGACUUGCAUAUAUGGGGCUCCCUAGCCCAAGGGUAUCAGUCACUUCUGGCUAGUCAGAGCUUGGGAUGCACUGAAAGGCUCAAGACUUCAACUACAAAAGAGUAGACAAAUUGGGCACUUUCUCGUGCUCUUGACAGCAAUGAAAUAGGGAAUUAACUCAACGUUCUUUCUUUUGUUAAUUAAAAGGUGACUUGGUCUUGUUUUUGUACAUAAAUGAGCUAUCUAGUGAAUGAAUAUGAUGUUUGUCUGUGUUUGUUCAA
Molecule: messenger RNA, 2065 nt
Organism: Ricinus communis (castor bean)
Lineage: Eukaryota; Viridiplantae; Streptophyta; Magnoliopsida; Malpighiales; Euphorbiaceae
Product: IQ domain-containing protein IQM1
Exons: 9
Coding region: 299-1858 (519 amino acids)
Molecular function (GO): protein binding
Source: RefSeq, a predicted model, not a curated record